Molecule: messenger RNA, 816 nt
Organism: Anisakis simplex (herring worm)
Lineage: Eukaryota; Metazoa; Nematoda; Chromadorea; Rhabditida; Anisakidae
Source: the annotation of a GenBank genome assembly
ACGUUUGCCGUGAUAUUGUUAACGAGUAAACGUGCGAUCUGCACAACGCCAUUGCUGAUGGGUCGUUGUUCAGUUGGAUUCCCUCAAGCGACCGUACAGUUCCAGAAAUCCUUUCAGUUCACUCAACUAUCAUCGUUACACUCAUCAGCUCGUUUAUUUGUUCGAGGACGAAAUGAAAACGCAGAAGAUGGUAGUCAACAUGAGGGAAGAGAUGAAACAAAGUUCAAUGGCUCAGAAGGCACAUCUUCGCAAGGACAACAACAACAGAAAUCGCCCUUCGACGAUCCUAAUUUCGUUCGUCGAAUGCGAGUGUAUAUGCUCAUAGUGGGUGGAUGUACAUUCGUAGUAUCGUAUGUCAUCAUGAAACCACUUUUCUCGCAACAAUUCCCAACGAAGUUGGGUGCUGAUAUUAAUGCGCCACCGCUGGAGAUGGAGGAAUUCCUCAACACCUAUAUACCAUCAGGAGAGGUGAAGCGUUUAGUUCAUUUUCCGAAGCAAGAGAAGGCCGUAGCGUGGUUGCAUGAUGAUGCGAUAAUUAAUGGACAACCGGCGAAUCAUUCAUUUGUUGUCGUCAAAUAUGAACGUGUUGAUGGAGUACCGCCGGAACAUUUCCGUGAGGAAAUAAGAGCGAAAGAGAAAGAACUCGGUAUUCCGUUACAGAACGCCAUUAAUGUUGAGGAAUAUUAUGGUUUCUCGAACUUUAGAUUUGUCGAAUUAUUAAUUGGCAUUGCAAUUCUGGGCUUUUUAGCGUCCCAAUAUGGACGUUUAGUAGCCAGAAAAAUUGCUGAACAGAAAGCUAAAGGUGGCGGACGUUGA